AUGGAAUCGCGAUACGCCCCUGAGAAGGGCAGGCCGCCCAUGCCCCUAGACGAGGGCCUUUUCCGCUUCAUUACGGACAUUCUGAUCCCAGUGAUGGACAUCUACGAUGAUGAUCCCAUCCGGAAGGAUGCCGUACAGCAUGAGAACCUGGUGGUGAUUCAGGAGAAUCGCCGCUCCAUCCGCUCCAUCUAUUACUUUCUGGCCCAGCCCUGGCCCCACUACCAGGAGCGUGUCCUGGCACCGGCCACCCUGAGAUAUGUGCUGGAGUAUGCGCAUGGGAAGCUUGAGGAGGCAGAGGAGGCGGUGCCGCCUCCACCUCCAGAAGAGGGCGACGCUGGCCCCAAGGCCGUGGCAGUUGACAUGGGCGCGAUCUUCGGAGGGGAGGAACGACUGAACCUUCAGCAGCUGGAGGUGAUCUUGGAGACGCUGGACUCACAUGUUAGCAAGAUCAUGGCCAACCACCCGGAGGAACCAGAUCAGCGCGCCUUGCUUUUCUGGGAGUUCUUUGAGGUGCUCAUGGAGUCCUGCCGCAGCCUGGCGGUGGCAGACACGCCCCUGGAGAAGGCCAUUCCUGCUUACGUGCAGACCAUGCUGGCCUUCAUGGGCCUGGUAGACCGCGAGGAAGCGGAGCUGCCCUCCCCCGCCAUGGAGAUGCCCAGCCCUCGGCCAGCUAUCCCUUUGCGUGGAGGAAAGAAUGUGAUUCUUGUGGCACUCCAGCAAGACCUGCUCUUAAUCCUGCAUGGCCCCAACGUGAUUGAUCACGACGUCGCGCCAUUCCUGAGCCUGUGCCUGGUGGCUCUGACACCCUUCAGAGCCCACGCUUUGCAAGCGACAGUCACCUACAAGGGUGAGCCUGGAAUCCAGGAGGGCGGCGAUGCACCGGCGGAUGCUUUCACCAACUUUUCGGGGAAAGUUCUGACCGUGGAGGCUCAGCGACGAACGACGGGGACUGGCUUCCUGGAGUUUCCGGAGCUCAGUCAGCUGAUCAGUGAUUUCAAGCAUGACUUUCCCACCAUCCUGAAGGGCGCCAAUGUGUCCGACGUCUAUUCGCCGUUUGCUAAGGUCCGGACUCGCAUGGUGCCCGUGCAGCCUCACAACACCUUUGCCACGGCCGUGGACAUUGAAAUUGCCACACCGGAGAUCAUCGUGUCGGUGUAUCUUCUGCUGUUUGUGCCAUUGGCAAUGUCCUGGGCCUAUUUUGUGCACUACGGUUACAAGGAGAGCCACUACCUGAUCAUGGUGCCCUUUACUCUUUGUUCAUUCACUGUGGGCUUGGAUUUGGUGAACCAGUCGCUGUCAACCCUGACGGCUGCUCCAAUGGCAUUGACGGCAAUCCAGGCUGGCUCCACCUUCGUCGCCAUGAUGCUGUGGACGUUCGGUUGCCAGGUGUACUUCCUGCUUUUCGGCAAGGGCAAGACGGAGAGUUCUGUGGCCUGGCUGCACCUUCAAUGA
Messenger RNA from Effrenium voratum, 1452 nucleotides. The record is from the annotation of a GenBank genome assembly. NCBI's taxonomy places the organism in Eukaryota, Dinophyceae, Suessiales, Symbiodiniaceae.